Molecule: messenger RNA, 2251 nt
Organism: Spea bombifrons (plains spadefoot toad)
Lineage: Eukaryota; Metazoa; Chordata; Amphibia; Anura; Pelobatidae
Gene: STARD3
Product: StAR related lipid transfer domain containing 3
Exons: 14
Coding region: 233-1582 (449 amino acids)
Cellular component (GO): late endosome
Molecular function (GO): cholesterol transfer activity; cholesterol binding
Source: RefSeq, a predicted model, not a curated record
UUCCGGGUUGUUGUGUGAGGCUCCGGCCGGGAGGCGAUAUCUGAGAGGUACCGGGAGUUACGGAAAGAGAUGUGACUGACUCAGUGGCUGUGACGGGAAGCUUGAGGGGGGUAAUUAUUGAAGCGCGAAGAGAUACGGAGGGAGGAACAGCUUUUGUGAGCAGAGAAAGUGAUGGCUUGCUGACCCGCGUCCUCCAGUUUCCGAACGCUGAAUGUAUACUUCAUAACCCAACAUGACUAAGACCCCCUCAGACUUCCAGGCUGACUUGGAGAGGAGUCUCCCAGCGAUUGCCUCCAUCAAUUCCUCCUUCAGCCAGAGCCAGAUCUUUUCCCCCCAGUACUGUCUGCCGCCCGAGCAGCGCAGGGUCAUAUCAGAUGUUCGCAGGACCUUUUGUCUAUUUGUCACCUUCGACCUGCUGUUCGUAUCACUCCUGUGGAUUAUUGAACUGAAUACUAAUAAUGGCAUUAAGAAGAAUCUGGAGCUGGAGGUCUUGUCUUAUACUUUUGGCACCUCUUUCUUUGACAUUUUUCUUCUGGCUGUCUUCCGGUUCUCCGUCCUGCUCCUUGGUUAUGCUGUAUUGCGUCUCCGUCACUGGUGGGUCAUCGCGAUCACCACGCUUGUGACCAGUGCGUUUCUCAUUGCAAAGGUUAUUAUGUCUCAGCUCCUGUCCAGAGGUGCCUUUGGCUUUGUGUUACCAAUUGUGUCGUUUGUGCUAGCAUGGCUGGAGACGUGGUUCCUGGACUUCAAGGUGUUGACGCAAGAAGCAGAGGAGGAGAGAUGGUACACGGCUGCUCAGGCCGCGGCUAUCCGACCUCCUUCCCUCUACCCGGGGGCCAUGUCUGAAGGGGGGCAGUUUUACUCUCCACCAGAAUCCUUUGCCGGGUCUGACAACGAGUUUGAUGACGACGAGGACGCUGUGGGAAGACGGGCGGUAACAGACCAGGACCGAGAGUAUGUGCGGCAAGGAAAGGAGGCCAUGGACGUUGUGGAUCAGAUUAUUGGUCAGGAAGUGAACUGGAGGUUCGAGAAGAGCAAUGAUGCCGGAGAUGCUGUUUACACGUUCGAAAUACCAUUCCAUGGGAAGACUUACGUCCUCAAGGCUCUCAUGCAGUGCCCGGCCGAGACGGUUUACCAGGAAGUAAUUCUUCAACCCGAAAAGAUGGUCUUGUGGAACAGGACGGUGGCAAAUUGCCAGAUCCUGCAGCGGGUGGACGAUAACACUUUGGUAUCGUAUGAUGUGUCUGCUGCGGCAGCAGGCGGUGUGGUGUCACCAAGGGAUUUUGUAAAUGUUCGAAGGAUUGAGAGGAGGAGGGACAGAUACGUCUCUGCAGGUAUAGCAACCGCACACCAUGCCAAGCCACCGCUCACCAAAUAUGUUCGAGGAGAAAAUGGCCCCGGGGGCUUUGUGGUAAUAAAAAGUUCUAGAAAUCCCACUGUCUGCACUUUCAUCUGGAUCCUUAACACAGAUCUAAAGGGUCGGUUACCUCGUAAUCUUAUUCACCGGAGUCUGGCCGCUACGAUGUUUGAGUUCUGCGGGCACCUGCGGAAGAGGGUGAAGGACCUUCACGGAGGAGCUUCGUAGUCUCUGCGUCUGAGAGGAGAGUCUGGCCGGGACUGUCUAUUAUCCUGCUGGCGAUGGCACUGACCAAAGGCUGUAAUCCAUUCCAUUGCAAGAAGCCGGAGAUGUAAAUAGGCUGCUCCCUGAGCAUCAUUUAUUCUCCUUCCACAUAAAUACUCAUCAGAGAACAGCAGAGAUCUGAAUGUCGGUGGCCUUUUGUACUGGAUAAUCCUUGGAUUUCUUGCACACUGUAUCAAGGAGGAUAGUUUACUACCUUUGGCCUUCCAUUAAGGGCUCUGUGAAGAGGAGCAGGGGUAACAAAGUGGUUAAUACCUCGGAAAACAGCAAGAAGGCAGCUUUUCAGAACUUUUGAAAAUGACAUUGUCCUGUUAUGUGUGUUUUUUGUAAUUUUUUUUUUUUAAAUCAGUGACUGAGAUAGGACUUUGGUUGCAUUAACAUUCAAUGGUUAAUCCCAUGCAGGGCAUGCAGGCUAACCCGCUAUAGGUUAUUUACAGAUGUUUGUUUCAGCGGUCGGUGUUGCGGCAGGUACAUCGGCAGUGGUCGAGGGGCUUGUAGCCGCCCCUGUGAGAGACAAAAGGUGCACAUGGCAGAUUUCGGGGGGUGUUUUCACAAACUAACUUUUCUUUAACACUUUGUUUUACCGUAUUUAGAUAACAUGAGGAUUUACCUUAA